Messenger RNA from Manis pentadactyla (Chinese pangolin), 935 nucleotides. RefSeq names its product cholecystokinin (gene CCK). Gene Ontology annotation, molecular function: neuropeptide hormone activity. The record is from RefSeq and is a predicted model, not a curated record. NCBI's taxonomy places the organism in Eukaryota, Metazoa, Chordata, Mammalia, Pholidota, Manidae. Gene Ontology annotation, biological process: digestion. Bases 324 to 671 code for a protein of 115 amino acids. Gene Ontology annotation, cellular component: axon; extracellular region. The transcript has 4 exons.
GGGAGGGGUUAACCCGACUCCACGGGCCCCUGCCCCCUCUCUCCCAGGAGUCACUUCAGUAGCUUGUCGCCCCAGUGGCUGCCCUGUGAGCAUGUGUUGCUGGGGGUCUGCGUCAGCACUGGGUAAAUAGAUGACUGGCCAACAGCGCCAGGCGGGGCUAUUUAAGAGGCAGUCUGCUGCCCGCCCACCUUGAACUUGGCUCCGCUCCCCAGCUGCUCUGGUAGCAAAGCGAAGCCAGCUGCGUCCUACUACGAAGCUAUUUGGAGAGGUGCUACAUUUCUUCAAGAGUCUCAUUUCUUCCCCAAGAGUCUUCCCUUUAGGCCAUGAACGGAGGCGUGUGCCUGUGCGUGCUGAUAGCUGUCCUGGCGGCGGGCGCCCUGGCUCAGCCCGCGCCUCUGGCGGACCCCGUCGGCCGCGGAGCGCAGCGGGAGGAGGCGGCGCCCAGGAGGCAGCUCCGGGCGGUGCAGAGGGUGGACGGCGAGCCCCGAGCGCACCUGGGCGCGCUGCUGGCUAGAUACAUCCAGCAGGCCCGGAAAGCUCCUUCUGGUCGAAUGUCCCUCAUUAAGAACCUGCAGAACCUGGAUCCCAGCCACAGGAUAAGCGACAGGGACUACAUGGGCUGGAUGGAUUUUGGCCGACGCAGCGCCGAGGAGUAUGAGUACCCUUCGUAGGGGAUCCAGCCUGAGCGAGACAGGAAGGAAGCUCCCGGCUCAGAGGGGGCAGAAUGAGAAAGCAAUCACACUCAUAACUCAUUUUCUCUGAAGUCUGAUGUUUUAAGUAUCUAUUUAUUACAUGUUCAAUGUGAAAACUCUGUGUAAGAUUGUCCAGUGUACCAUGCACCUCAGCACAACUGUAUGAAUGGAAGACAAAAUGUUUCCCUUGUCUGUGACUCCUGGUCUGAAGUGUUGCUAUGCCAUUAAAGUGAUUUCAUUCUG